Molecule: messenger RNA, 3105 nt
Organism: Cucumis melo (muskmelon)
Lineage: Eukaryota; Viridiplantae; Streptophyta; Magnoliopsida; Cucurbitales; Cucurbitaceae
Product: ubiquitin carboxyl-terminal hydrolase 14
Exons: 20
Coding region: 241-2679 (812 amino acids)
Biological process (GO): protein deubiquitination
Molecular function (GO): cysteine-type deubiquitinase activity; zinc ion binding; protein binding
Source: RefSeq, a predicted model, not a curated record
UUGGGUGUAUCUGUCUUCCUCCCUGGAUUAGUAGAAUAAGAAACGAAACCGAGGAGACAAGAAAAAUGGAAAAAUCGCGGCGUAUAUAAAAACAGCUCUGUUCCUCAUCAUUUCCCCUCAUUCAUUACUCUCACUGAGAGCAAGAAUCUCUUCACUUUGCUUUCUUUCCUGCUUAGGGCAAACGGAAACAACCAAUAUCUUCUUUCCUUCUCUCAAUCCUCCAUUUCCCACUUCUUUCCAAUGACCCACCCCAUGGACUUGCUUCGAUCUAAUCUCUCCCGCGUUCGCAUUCCUGAACCUACCAAUCGCAUCUACAAGCAGGAAUGCUGCUUGUCCUUCGAUUCUCCGAGGUCAGAAGGUGGUUUGUUCGUUGAUUUGAAUACAUUUCUAGCAUUUGGGAAGGAUUAUGUAGGUUGGAACUAUGAGAGGACUGGAAAUCCUGUGUAUUUACACAUAAAGCAAAGAAAGAAGUUGGUUCCCGAAGACAGACCUUCAAAGAAACCUACUCUCUUAGCUAUAGGAGUUGAUGGUGGGUUUGAUAACAAUGAACCUGAAUAUGAUGAAACUUAUAGUAUCGUGAUACUGCCUAACUAUGCAACUCUUCCAUUUCCUUCUGUGGAGCUGCCAGAGAAGGUAAGGUUGGCAGUUGAUGCUGUCUUAUUGGCUGAGGGCGCUGAAAGAAAAGAGCAACUUGCAGCAUGGACAGCUGAUAAGAAGCAGAUUAGUUCAUAUGCGAUGAAUCUGCAGCAGAUUGACAAUGGUGUUAUAGUUCCUCCUUCUGGGUGGAAGUGUUCAAAAUGUGAUAAAACAGAGAAUCUGUGGCUCAAUUUAACUGAUGGCAUGAUCCUUUGUGGGAGAAGAAAUUGGGAUGGGACAGGAGGUAACAACCAUGCUGUUGAGCACUACAAAGAGACAGGCUAUCCUCUUGCUGUUAAGCUAGGGACGAUCACAGCUGACCUUGAAGCAGCAGAUGUUUACUCUUAUCCAGAGGAUGAUAGUGUGUCGGACCCACUUCUAGGACAACAUCUUGCUUUCUUUGGCAUUGACUUUUCAUCCUUGCAGAAGACUGAAAUGACCACUGCUGAAAGAGAGCUUGACCAAAACACUAAUUUUGAUUGGAAUCGGAUACAAGAAAGUGAACAGGAAGUUGAACCGGUCUUUGGACCAGGUUAUACUGGGCUUGUUAAUUUAGGGAACAGCUGCUACCUGGCAGCGACGAUGCAAGUUGUAUUUUCAACGCAUUCAUUCUGUGAAAGAUUCUAUGCAAAACAAAGUUUAAAAUCGGCUUUUGAAACUGCACCUGCAGAUCCAACCGUCGAUCUUAACAUGCAGCUAACAAAGCUGGCACAUGGUUUGCUAUCCGGAAAAUACUCAAUUCCUUCACCAGAGAAAUUUGACAAGUCAAAUUCUUCUUCCUCAGCUAUAAAUGCAAAACAAGAAGGCAUACCCCCUCGGAUGUUCAAAGCAGUUAUUGCCGCUAGCCAUCCUGAGUUUUCUACAAUGAGACAGCAGGAUGCCUUGGAAUUCUUCCUGCAUUUUCUUGACCAAGUUGAGCGGCAAAAUUCUGGGAGUUUUGGAAGUGAUCCUGCGAGAAGCUUCAAAUUUGGUAUUGAGGAUCGUAUUGUAUGUUCCUCUGGAAAAGUUGCUUAUAACAGACGACAUGAUUACAUUCUCUCACUGAACAUCCCAUUACAUGAAGCUACUAAUAAAGAUGAAGUUGAAGCUUUCCAAAAGCUCAAGGCACAAAAGAUCUCAGAAGGGAAGGAACUCAGAGGCACUGAUGAAAUUGUCCGGCCUAGAGUACCUCUAGAGGCAUGUCUUGCAAGCUUUUCAUCUUCCGAGGAGAUUCAUGAUUUUUACAGUACUGCCUUGCAAACUAAAACUACAGCAAUCAAGACUGCAAGAUUAACUUCCUUCCCAGACUACCUGGUCUUGCAUAUGCGCAAGUUUAUUAUGGGGGAGGGCUGGGUGCCCAAAAAAUUAGAUGUGUAUAUUGAUGUCCCUGACAUCAUUGAUCUUAGUCAAAUGCGUAGUAAAGGACCUCAGGCUGGGGAAGAGCUUUUGCCCGAGGCUGAUCCUGAGGACGAGUUUCAGUCAAGUAGACCUUCAGCCAACGAUGAUAUUGUUGCUCAACUUGUGUCAAUGGGAUUUAACCAUCUUCACUGUCAGAAAGCUGCCAUUAAUACCUCAAACGCUGGAGUUGAAGAGGCUAUGAAUUGGUUACUUUCUCACAUGGAUGAUCCAGAUAUAAAUGAUCCAAUCUCCCAGAAGGCAGAUUAUAUUGUUGAUCAAACAAAAGUGGAUAUGUUGCUUCAGUUUGGUUUUCAAGAAGCCAUUGCUAAGAAAGCAUUAAAGGCAUCUGGUGGUGACAUUGGGAAAGCGACAGAUUGGAUAUUUAACAAUCCUGAAGCUUCUAUAUCAUCAGAACCAGACUGUUUGGACGCCACUACAUCAAGCACACCAACUAACGUCGAUGCCGGGCUACCUGAUGGUGGAGAGAGAUAUAAACUGAUGGGAAUAAUAAGCCACAUUGGGACUUCUACUCAAUGCGGUCACUAUGUUGCGCACAUCUUUAAAGAUGGUAGAUGGGUUAUUUUCAAUGACGACAAAGUUGGGGUUUCGGUUAACCCCCCCAAGGACAUGGGAUAUUUAUAUUUCUUUGAAAGACUCAAAGAGUAGACAGCGGAUUUCGUUGCAGAAAAGAACUCAAGCUUUUGAAACUUCACCCAAAUAUGGUAAGAACUGAGCCAGGGAGAAAAAGGAAAAAAAUCACUCAAUUGACAGAUACACCAGCUUUGGUGCGAUGAUCGAUCCAAACUGAACCGUGCAAUGCCUCUAAUUAUGAUGCAAGAUUUUGUGAAAAACGGUGGCUUGUUGGGACUGGUUUUGUUGCUGUAAUGGAUGGCUAUUCUAUAUUGGGUGCCCCCGUCUCCCUUUCCCCCCUACAAGAAAUUUUAUAUACAAUUGUUUCCAUGGUUCUCCCUUUGUUUUCCGAUUUUUUUGGGAAAAAACAAAUUAGGAAGAGUUGAAUAUAACCCUAAAGUCAUAUACUUAGUUCCACAAUAAGAAAAAGCAAGUACAACUCAUGCUGAAAGUUAUUUGUCA